Messenger RNA from Penicillium verrucosum, 390 nucleotides. RefSeq lists its product as uncharacterized. The coding region runs from base 1 to 390 and encodes 129 amino acids. Lineage: Eukaryota; Fungi; Ascomycota; Eurotiomycetes; Eurotiales; Aspergillaceae. The transcript has a single exon. The record is from RefSeq and is a predicted model, not a curated record.
AUGUAUCUGCGCCCUGCAGUACGUCAAGACCACGAAAACCCUCUGGGUCUCCCAAUCUAUGAAUGCUGGUUUUGUCCAACCAACUGGAUUGGAUUCUCUGGUCUCCUUUACCACCUUGAAGAAGGUCGUUGUGUUAAGCGAGACCGAAUUCGUACCCUCGCUUUUGAGACUCCCGAAUAUGGCUUCUAUGGCAACAAGCUUACCGAUCGAAAUCCCUUCUUCUGCUUCCAAUGCCGGGCCCAGUUUCCUGAGGUCUCUCACCUCUACAACCAUGCCGAACAACAUCCUUCCUGCUCUUACUUGCUCAACCCCUCUGAGUGUCUCGGUGCUCUCCGUGACUUUUACAUUGAGUACUACGAGUGCCCUGGUUCUGACUAUGUCAGUUACUAG